CUACUGAUUUCGCGUCCAAAAAUAAAGAAAAAGAAACCAAGAAAUCGAAACAGAGAAACAAGAAGAAAGAUGAGAAAGGAAGACACAGUGAAACUAAUAAGCGCAGAGGGCUUUGAGUUUGUAAUUGACAAAGAAGCAGCCAUGGUUUCACAGACAAUCCGCAACAUGCUCACCUCUCCAGGGAGUUUUGCUGAGACACAACAUGGGGAAGUGACAUUUCCGGAGAUAAGCACUACGAUUCUAGAAAAGAUCUGCCAGUAUUUCUAUUGGUCCCUUCAGUAUGCCAAGGGAAAGGAGACUGAAUUCCCAAUUGAACCUGAACUGACCCUGGAGCUGAUGAUGGCUGCUAAUUAUCUCCAUACUUGACCAAAUUAAUAACUGGUUUCUUGGGUGACAAGUCUUAACAUUGGACAAUAAAGACGAUAUUGUUGCCUGAGAAGGCUCAUAGAUCAUAGGUGUAUACUUGUGCCAUGGAUUGGUAUUGAGGGCGGCAUUGCAUGGUGGUUUAUUUGUCAACUUGUAAUGUCAUUGAUUUGACUCUGAACAUUUUUCUGACUUCUUAGCAAAUUGAGCGUCAUUACUGAAUGAUGUAACUUUGCUAUUAUAGACUGAUCAAGUAUCAAUGUUAACAUGAAACAGUUGGUGGUGUUCUGGUCUC
This is a messenger RNA of Ricinus communis (castor bean), 658 nucleotides long. Its product is annotated as elongin-C. Lineage: Eukaryota; Viridiplantae; Streptophyta; Magnoliopsida; Malpighiales; Euphorbiaceae. The coding region runs from base 70 to 366 and encodes 98 amino acids. Gene Ontology annotation, biological process: ubiquitin-dependent protein catabolic process. Gene Ontology annotation, cellular component: elongin complex. The record is from RefSeq and is a predicted model, not a curated record. Gene Ontology annotation, molecular function: protein-macromolecule adaptor activity. The transcript is spliced from 4 exons.